Messenger RNA from Cornus florida, 620 nucleotides. Its product is annotated as squamosa promoter-binding-like protein 6. The record is from RefSeq and is a predicted model, not a curated record. NCBI's taxonomy places the organism in Eukaryota, Viridiplantae, Streptophyta, Magnoliopsida, Cornales, Cornaceae. The coding region runs from base 47 to 610 and encodes 187 amino acids. The transcript has a single exon.
AGGGAUAGAUUUUUGGGCUUUUAGUUUGGUGGGUUUGUGUGUUCUAAUGGAGUCUUGGAGUUAUGUUUCUGAGGGAAAGGGUUUUGUAUAUGAUGAAGCUAUUUCAGGUACUGAUGCGAUUUUGAGAGGUAAAAAACAGUUUAUGGAUUGGGAAUUGAAAACCCCAUGUAGCUAUGGAAGCAAUAUAGUAGUCUCAGGUCAAGAGGGCAUUGAGAAUCAGGGAUUUGUGAAAAUGGGUUUCUCAAAAAUGAGGAGAAAAUCGUUGCCCAAUCACUCAAUUGGGGAUGUUUGGAGUGGUAGUGGUGGUGGAAGAAUGGUUAAUCCAAUUGGGUCUACACCAAAUGCAUUUUCCGGGGAGGAGGAGUCCAAUUUGAAGCUACCGAGCUCGGUUAUGGAAUCGAACAGUCGUGAUUCAUCGCUUAUUGAUUUGAAGCUGGGGAGGUUUGCUGAUCAUAAAGAUGCUCAUGUUCUUGAUUUUGUGAAGACAACUGCCAUGGUCUCUGCAUCCGAGUCAUCUAUGCCGGGGAAGAGGGCGAGAGCAAUAGGUUUAAGUUCUCAUACUCCCAUUUGCCAAGUGCAGGGUUGUAAGAAAGAUCUACCCAAUAACUGAGAGGGGUAGU